UUUUGAGACAGGGUCUUGCUCCAUCACCAGGCUGGAGUGCAGUGGUGUGAUCUCGGCUCACUGCAGCCUCCGCCUCCCAGGUUCAAGCGAUUCCCCUGCCUCAGGUUUCUGAGUAGCUGGGACUACAGGCACCCACCUGGCUAAUUUUUUUUUAAUAUAUAUAUAUUUUAGUAGAGACAGGGUUUCACCAUGUUGGCCAGGAUGGUCUCAAUCUCCUGACCCACCCGCCUCAGCCUCCCAAAGUGCUGGGAUUACAGGUGUGAGCCACCACGCCUGGCCAGCACUCGCUUUUCUCCACGACCUGGCCAGGAUCAGUUAUUUUUUGACUUUUUAUUCUGACUGGUAUGAGAUGGUAUCUCAUUGUGCUUUUGAUUUGCAUAUUUCCAAUGACUAGUGAUGUUGACCAUUUUUCAUAUGCUUAUUGGCCACAUGUAUGUCUUGGUUUGAAAAGCAUUUGUUUGUGUCCUUUGCCAACUUUUUUUUUUUUUUGAGAUGGAGUUUCACUCUUGUUGCCCGGGCUGGAGUGCAAUGGCACAAUCUCGGCUCACCGCAGCCUCUGCCUCAGCCUCCCAGUAGCUGGGAUUACAGGUGCCUGCCACCACGCCCGGCUAAUUUUGUAUUUUUAGUGGAGAUGUGGUUUCUCUAUGUUGGUCAGGGUGUCGAACUCUCAACCUCAGGUUAUCCACCAGUCUCAGCCUCCCAAAGUGCUGGGAUUACAGGUGUCACCAUGCCUGGACCUUUGCCCACUUUUUAAUGGGAUUGUUUUUUGCUUGUUAACUUGUUCAAGUUCCUUAUAGAUUCUGGAUAUUAGACUUUUGUUGAAUGCAUAGUUUGCAAAUAUUUUUCUCUUCUGUAGGUUGUCUGUUUACUGUUGAUAGUUUCUUUUGCUAUGUAGAAGCUCUUUAAUUAGGUCUCAUUUGUCAAAUUUUGUUUUUGUUGCAAUUGCAAAGCCAGUAUUUGAACCUGGAUCGUCUGACUCCAGAACCCACCCUGUCUCCACCAUGCCAGGCUGUUUGCAAGGUCCUUAUUGGUUCUCCAUGGCAACAGGGAAACAGCACUGAAGUGUCUUACUAACGUGGUCCCAGGGCCUCUGCUUGCAUUCCUCUUUUUCCACACGCUCUGCCCAGCCUGGAUUAUACCUUAGGUCCUGGGAAUCAAUGGCUGGGUGGUACCAGGCUGCUGGAACCUUCUGUGUGGCUCUGGAGUCAGGAAAUUAUGGAGAUUUGGAAGGGGACACGGGGAGAGAUGACUCACUGCUUAUCUGAGAAGUUGGGACAAAGCUGCCACUUGUGACCAUACCUUGAAUACCAAACAUCCUCAAAUGGGUUACGGUAUUUUCCCCCCUUUUUGGUCCUCUCCAGGGUUAUCCAUUACCUGGGAAAUCAGCCCUUACUUGACACCUCCUAUUGUCAUUUACCCGGUGAACAUAAGGGCCCAUGUCACAGCUGCCCUUCCCACGCCGCCACAUGCUCUGGAGAGCUGAACUCCUUAGCAGCUCCUAGUCCACAGGAGGGAAGGAUGGAGCAGAGCCAGGGCAGCCAGGGGAGGUGAUAACCACAUGCCCAUCUGGUCCCCAGCUCUUGCUUUUACACCCAUGACCCACCAGGAGACAGCAGUUCUCCAUUGGCCCUGUUUACAGAUGAGGACAUGAGGCUCGGAGAGGUGCAGUGGAUGCCCGAGGUCACGAAGCCAGGGAGCUGCAAAGGCCGGGGCAGCUGUGUUUUCAGUUGGGGUGGUAUUCUCUACCCUGCCUCCCAAGAGCUGAGACCAGUUACCCCUGCUGGGGCAGGGCUCUCACUGCUCCACCCACACUCAUCUCUGCCCUGAGAGCCCCGAUACAGGUGUCCAUAGAAUGGGAAAAGCUAGCACCCUUCAAAAGAUGCAAGGAGCAUUGGUUGAGCACUGCCCAGCUGGUCCCUGCCCACCUUCCAUGGGAAGCCCAUCUGGGUGAGUUCUGAGAGCCUUCCUAGUGCUGAGCUGCAAAGAAACUGGAAACCUCUCCCCAUCCACUGCCGAGGGGACAUGCUGACCAGGACGGAAGCUGGGGGACUAGGUGUGGGGAGAAGCCAACCCCCUGCAGGGGCUGGGGCUGUCCAUCUUUGUACUCCCGGUUCCAUCCCAGUGCCUGAGACAUGGGAGGUUCAGGAGAAUGUGGUCAGAUGCUGGGUGAAACUCUGGGAGGGGCUCUGAAUGCUUCUGCUAGGAACUCCUAGGGCAGCGGCUCAGGUGGGGUCUUUGCUGCUAGGGAACACUCACAGUCUCUGGCUUUUGUGAAGUCAUGCCCCAGAGAGAAGACCCUUCUCCUUUUCAUUCCUAAACGGAAACGAUAUUUGUCACUUUUUCUUCUCUGAGGCCUGAAGUGAUGGCAGAAUGCUGCUAGUCCCACUCCAAGCACGUGGACUCCACAGCGGGGUUUGGGGUGACCCUGGCAGGCCUGGACGGUCUGUUCUGUGCUUGCUGGUGGACACGCUUCAGCCCUCUGUCUCCAUUGCCCCAAAUCUGGCUGUGGCUCCUGGGCCCCCACUAGCGUGGAGGGCCGGGGUGGCCCCAGGAGCCCCUGACCACCGGUGGCUUUCUUGUCUCCAGUCGCCCUCCUUCCUCUUGAUCCCCGCAACACCCCACCCCUGCUGCCUCCUCACAAAGAUGGCUGUGUGUGAAGGGACUGUGGCUUCCCUGGGCCCUGGGAAAUUAUCACUGAGGUUCCAGAGGACUCUAUGAAAAAGAUUUGGAGGAAAAGUGUGGAAAAUAAACAAGCCAGUUUCCAGCUCGGCCUCUCCUGAAUGCCGCAAGUAAACAACCACCUCAGAAGCCAGCCCGGGAUGUUCUUAUUUGGCCUCUGUGGUUACACCUGCCCCCUCCCCGCCCAGCCCCUCCUCCUUGACUUCGAGAGCCUCAAAAGGCAGGGAACACACCCUCCACUGGCCAGUGCUUGUGCUGCAUGGACGCUAGUGGCCGGGCACAGAAGAACAUGUAUGUGGGAGAGAAGACAGCGGGGGGUCCCCACUCAGCCAUACUCUCUCUGAGUCAGUCCCGAGCCCAGGCCCUGCCCAGCGAGCAGACGGUGACCUCUUGGCUGGUUGGACCAGGGUGUCCCCAACCUGAAGACGACAAGCCAGGUCCUGAGUGAUGCCCCUGAGCUGAGUGUCCAAGGCCAGCCUGAGGCGCCCCCAUGGCCCCGUCUUUCCCCAUGGAGAAAGGACUCACUUUGUCCCAGGACUGUUGGGACUUCGUGCACAGCCUGAAGAUGAGGAGCAAAUAUGCCCUUUUCUUGAUUUUCGUGGUGAUAGUUUUUGUCUUCAUUGAAAAGGAAAAUAAAAUCAUAUCAAGGGUCUCAGACAGGCUGAAGCAGAUACCCCAAGCCCUGGCAGAUGCCAACGGCACCGACCCAGCCCUGGUCUUGGCUGAGAACGCGUCUCUCUUGUCCCUGAGCGAGCUAGAUUCAGCCUUCUCCCAGCUGAAGAGCCGUCUCCACAACCUCAGCCUGCAGCUGGGCGUGGAGCCAGCAGUGGAAGCCGCCUUGGAGGAAGAGGAGGAGGGAGAAGAGGAGGAGGAGCCGCCCAGACCGGCCGCGGCAAGGCCCCGGCGCCACGUGCUGCUCAUGGCCACCACGCGCACCGGCUCCUCGUUCGUGGGCGAGUUCUUCAACCAGCAGGGCAACAUCUUCUACCUCUUCGAGCCACUGUGGCACAUCGAGCGCACGGUGUCCUUCGAGCCGGGGGGCGCCAACGCCGCAGGCUCGGCCCUGGUGUAUCGCGACGUGCUCAAGCAGCUCUUCCUGUGCGACCUGUACGUGCUGGAGCCCUUCAUCACGCCGUUGCCUGAGGACCAUCUGACCCAGUUCAUGUUCCGCCGCGGCUCCAGCCGCUCCCUGUGCGAGGACCCGGUCUGCACGCCCUUCGUCAAGAAGGUCUUCGAGAAGUAUCACUGCAAGAACCGCCGCUGCGGGCCCCUCAACGUGACACUGGCCGCCGAGGCCUGCCGCCGCAAGGACCACAUGGCCCUCAAGGCCGUGCGCAUGAGGCAGCUGGAGUUCCUGCAGCCACUGGCCGAGGACCCCCGCCUGGACCUGCGAGUCAUCCAGCUGGUGCGCGACCCCCGCGCCGUGCUGGCCUCGCGCAUGGUGGCCUUCGCCGGCAAGUACAAGACCUGGAAGAAGUGGCUGGACGACGAGGGCCAGGACCAGCUGAGGGAGGAGGAGGUACAGCGGCUGCGGGGCAACUGCGAGAGCAUCCGCCUGUCCGCAGAGCUGGGGCUGCGGCAGCCCGCCUGGCUGCGGGGCCGCUACAUGCUGGUGCGCUACGAGGACGUGGCACGCAGGCCGCUGCAGAAGGCCCGCGAGAUGUACCGCUUCGCAGGCAUUCCCCUGACCCCGCAGGUGGAGGACUGGAUCCAGAAGAACACGCAGGCAGCCCACGACGGCAGCGGCAUCUACUCCACGCAGAAGAACUCCUCAGAGCAGUUCGAGAAGUGGCGCUUCAGCAUGCCCUUCAAGCUGGCCCAGGUGGUGCAGGCUGCUUGCGGCACCGCCAUGCGCCUCUUCGGCUACAAACUGGCUGAGGACGCCGCCGCCCUCACCAACCGCUCGUUCAGUCUGCUGGAGGAGCGGGGCACCUUCUGGGUCACGUAGACCGGGCCAGGGCCCGGUGUGCCCCUCCUGGUGAAAGGCCUGCCCCGCCUUUCUGCCGCAGCCCUCGCAGAGGGCGGAUGCGCAGCGUGGUGAGCAAGCAGCGUCUCCUGUAGCAGUAGGGCCCCCAGCCAGCGCUCCCACCGCAGCGGCGGCCCCAGGGUUAAUCGUGGAGAACAUGACAGUGCCCUGACUCCUUGAGGGCCAUCACACCCAGACCCAAGGGGCUGCAGCCUCCUGAGCAGGCCCAGGCAGGCCCGGGCCUGUUGGCAAGCUUCAAUCUCACACACACAGAAACACAUUUGUGCCUGGAGACCCUGCAGGCCAGAGUCCAAAUAUUUAAUAACCAGAAGGAGCAAGGCUCUGCUCGGACCUCCUGUUUUAUUUGAUGUUAACCGUUUCUUGUCUGGAUGGUGAGGUCUGAAAUUUGGGUGGAUCCUUGGAGGAGGGGCUGGGACAGCCCAGGGUGUCAAAGGUGGUAUUUGAGGCUCAUUUGAGAUGACAGUGGCUGUUUACCAACCAGUACAGAGCGAGUCAGCAUUUUCAUGAAUGGGAUGGCUGUGCUGGUUACUGAUGAAUCAGGACCCCAUAUAGAGCUGCAAAGCACACAUGCAUAUAGACAUACACGCAUGUACACCACACGUGGACAGACAAGCAUCAUAAAGGCACAAGUGCACACACAUCUAUGCAGACAAGCUUCCUCGCUGCUUGUGCUCACAGGGUUUUUCUGUUUCACACACCUCAGAGGAGCCUGUGAUUGCAUUUGUAGGAAUAUUUGGAAGGCAGGGCGGGGGAAGGAAACACGUUAAAGGACCAUGACGUGACACGGUUCCCAGCUAAAUUUGGCACUGAACGGUGGAUUCAGAACUGUAGCGUUCAAAGCCCCUGCCCGCCUUAGAUUCUCAUGGCUACCUCCUCUGACCCAUCCACAUCCUCGAGGCUGGCAGGCAGGAUGUUUCGAAAUGGUGCAGCCAGCUUGGCUGGCUCCAGAACGUGUCCAUAUUUGAAGGCUGCCUCAGGCCUGGCAGGCAGAAGCAGCUGUGGUCCCUGGAGGCAAAAGGCAGCUCACCAGGCCUUCCAUUUCCAGCCAGGCCUCAUGUGGGGCAGGGCCAAGAGGAAAGUACAGAGUGCCCUUGGGGGUGAAGUCCCACCGGGUUGCUGUUCCCUGAGAAGCCGCCGUCUCCCUCGUGGACAGAGGUCGCCAGCUGGUCCCCAUGGUUACAGCCAGUGCCUGGAAUUCCUCCUUAGGGCUCUGGGAAGAGUAUUGCUCAACACAGGAUGUGCUGGGUGUUUCAUUUGGGGUUUUUAAGUUAUUUAUGGCUUGGUGUCUUUCUUGUUUGAUGUUUUGCUUUUGUUUUGCCUCUCCCAAGCAGUGAAGGCCUGAGAGCUUGAGGGAGGCUGGGGAAAACCAGCAGGGAGCACUUGGCUCCUGGCAGAGGGAGAGGACAGGAGGAGGAGCCUUCCCAGGAGGAGCGAGGACAGGUGGGCACAUGGCAGGCCACAGUGCCCUAUGGGCUUUUCUGUUUGAACCCCAUGUGGGAUGAAUCUCAAAGCCAACAGUGUUCUUGCCUCAUGUCCAGAAGCAGUGGAGAUUCACAGCCCUCGCCUCUCCCUGAGAAGAAGCUGGAUUUGAAAAUCCCUCCCACGCUCUAAUAUAUUUCCUGGGUGGGCAGGGGCUCAGGACCAAGCAGCAAGUGUACCCAGAGUAGAAGCCCGUCCCCACUCCCACCGCAAACCCAGGAGGAGAGCUCAGUAUCCAGAGCUUGCAGGGGCUGCAAGCGUUUGCUGAAGGCUGCCCAGCUCUGUUUCUGGUUUCCUGGACAACUUCUAUGUCAGAUUAUGCCCAUUGUAAACCCAGAGGGCUACAUUUUGGGUUGAGUAAUACAGACAUUGGGGAAGCACAGGAUCUGAGUCCAGCGUUGCCGUGGGGGAGGGAAGAGUGUGUCCUGGCAGGAAGCCACCAUUUGAGAAGGUGAGGCUGUUAUCCAUCCCGUGGGACUCGCUCUAACAGCCCUUUAGAGCUGCUGGGUCUCUGUCACUGUGGCCUCCAGUCAUUCAAGGAGGUCUCCACUCUUGGGGUUUUUUUUUUUUUUUCUUUUCUUUUUCUAUUUUGCCUGAACAUCCCAAUACUCUUGGUUUUAGAAUCCAAGAGUAAGAUGUGCAGAGAUAUGGUUCUAAUUUAGAGUUCAAAGGAACACCAGCUCUGAAAACGUGACCGUGGGGCCAGGAUGUUUCUGGCAGGCCCAGAAGUGUUGGCCGUUCUUCCCCAGCCUCCCGCCUGCUCCCUCCUUUAUUCCCCACAUGAAGGUGGGGGGUGCUGGGACUGGGGAGGGGCAGCCACCUCCAUCUGAGGCUCUUCCUUGGGGCCUUGCUAGUGUGGACAGCAGACUUUAUCCCUCCUUCUUACUCUGGGCCAAAGCCUCCCACGCUGCCCUCUGAGGAUGGUACCAAGAGUGGGCCUUUGGGACUUCUCAGGACGUUGACAACGUGCACACUGCACGUUGACUUUAUUUAUUUAUUUUGUGAAAAGAAGGGACAGAAGAUACCUUUUUAUCUGCAGGGACUCAAAGCUGUACCCAAAUCAAGAAAGACAAAAUAACAAUAGAAACCAUUCAUACACUCCAUUCACCCAAGGACACCGGAAGACGAUUCAGAACACUAGAGGAGAAUAAGCCCGAGCUUCAGCACCACAGUGGCCCCUGGACAUUGAGAUCAUGGCCCAAUGCCGUAGUUCAUGGCGGGCAGAUUGCCUGAGCUCAGGAAUUUGAGACCAGCCUGGGCAACACAGUGAAUCCCAUCACUACUAAAAUACAAAAAAAAUUAGCCAGGUAUGGCAGCGGGUGCCUGUAGUCCCAGCUACUCAGGAGGCUGAGGCAGGAGAAUCACUUGAACCCCAGAGACGGAGGUUGUAAUGAGCUGAGAUUGUGCCACUGAACUUCAGCCUGGGCAACAGGGCAAAACUCCACCUCAGAAAAAAAAAAGAUCUGAGAUCCCUUGGUUUCUCUCGUGUUGAUCUGAGAUGCCACAUCAAGGCCCUUUCUGCUGUAUUAUCUCUGCCUGGGUGUUUAAGUCACAACUUAAGUGGGUGGAUGUUUCCUAGCAAUGGAUCCCUUGGGGCUCAGUGAUGCUCUGGGAACCUUGGGGUUUGGGGAAGGACUGUGGUGUGACUAUUGGCUUGACACGCUGUGGCUGUGGUUGGAGUCAUCCACGUGGACACAGUUUUCAGCUUGGAGCUGGGAUGGAGAAGGUGGAACCGCUUCAGACUGGGCCUCCUUUUUCAGUGAGGCCAGCCCUGGUUUCUCCUCUGUUUCAGCUGCUCUGCCAGAAGCCUUCCCCUGCAAAGUGCCCACCUGCCUGGAGACAGACGGAGCAGCGGAGGCCUCUCUCCACCGCCGCAGCCUCCCCAGCACAGAGGACCAUUCAGCAAUGAGUGUUACUCAUGUUCCUUCUUGUUGAUGAGUUCUGCAGCCCAGCCUAUAGCAAUGGCUCAGAACCUUCCAGGCCUUGGUGAGAUAGGGCAGUGUCUAAUGCUCGCAGGCUGUCCCCACUCUGCCUCUUGCCAUCUUCCCCUCAGGACCUGUUCAUAAAUUGGGGAAUGGACGAGAGCCCUGGAGGGUCCUUGGGAGUAGUUAGUGGAGGGCAGGAUUCCCAGGUCCCCAUAGAGAGGGCAAGAGAAGCCCAGAUGUGCACAGAAGCCCAUCUCUGUCACACGCACCCCAGCUGGUCACCGAGUUAUUUUCCAAAAGCUGAGGAACAUAAAUCAAAUUUAGGCUUUUGUCCCUCUUCAAUACAUGCACUUGAAAAUAACUAAACAAGCAAAAAAGAGAUGGUAAAUGACGAGUUUGUUUCCUGUCGGCUAGCACCCUCAGCCUGGGAGCUGCUGCUGGAGGCUGGCGUAGCGGGGCAGCUGCUGACCAAACCCACAGAACAGAGGGCACCAGGCAUCACAUGACAUCUAUCUCUGCCAUCUGUCUGGCAAUGGAAGGAGCUCCAGCAGGAGUCCUCCUCUGAGUCAUCCUCUCCUAUACUAGGACCUAUUUUAAUUGACCGGAGGGGCCCAGUGCAGUGGUUCACACCUGUAAUCCCAGCAUUUGGGGAGGCCAAGAUGGGAGGAUUGCUUGCGUCCAGGAGUUGGAGACCAGCCUGGGCAACAUGGGGAGACCAGUUAACUGUAGGGCUUGUCCCUUGCUAGGACAGGAACAGAAGACUGGAUGGCUGUGUCCUCAAGGCAGUCCCCUCCCACCCCCAUUCCCAAAGUCUGAAAGCAAAACCAGCUCUCAAAGGGCUGAUUCCUGAGGCAAGGAGAGAGAAUGGGGGCGUGGUGGGAGCAGACGCCUGCACAAGCCAACUGGGUCUUAUUGAUCUGUCCAAGCUGAUAGAAGGACCCUCUGCUGGAAUCCAGGGCUCCUGAGUUAUUGGGUUUGUUUGUGAAGCUUCUAGGACAAGUCGCAGCCAGAUGGAAGGGAGGGCCCAGGGCUUCCUGGACUCGCUGCAGUUUCAGAGAUAGUGGAAGUUGCUCUGUACCUCAAAAGCAUAAAGCAGAAUUGGCAACUUCACAUGUCUCAAGAGCUUCAAGAUCCUUUGGUCUCAUGUCCUUUGGCAUCCCGUAACUGUAUGCGGGACAAAUCUGAACAUGUUUCCAAGGCUACAGACAUGGUACCUUCUCAUGGACCUAGCUCAGGCACCUAGAUCAGGUACUUCGCUGGGGAAAUGAAAUGACCCACGUGGUCUGCUUCCUCUGCCAUUGGCUUGAACUGGGCACCCCCUGAAGUCUCCAUCUCAGCUGUAUUUUCUGGUCCACGUUUGCCUGACUCCCCCUGCUUCUGCCUGGGUCCUGCACACUGUCCUUUUGCCAACACCUCUGCCCUGUGUCCUCUUUCAUGUCUGCAUGGUAUGAUAACCCUUCGUGGCAUACAUAGCCACAGUAUGUACAUAUGCGCCCACGUGUGUGUGUGUGUGUGUGUGUGUAGCAUGUAGCCCAUUCUGCUCAGCCUCUGGCACUGCUCCACAUUGCUCCCAGCCCCACUGCUGUCACUGUUGUCCCAGAUGUCCUUGCUGUGGCCACAGACAAUCUGCCAUCUCCUGGAAGUGCUGGGGCUGCCCUUCAGAGAGCUGGCAGCCGCCAGCAGUCAGGGCCUGCUUUGCAGACUAGAAUGUGAACCCCUCUCCUGUUGGCCUACUUGACUUAUUUAAUUAAAAAUGAAAACAUGCAAUGAGCAA
Callithrix jacchus (white-tufted-ear marmoset) is the source of this 9844-nucleotide messenger RNA. It is a transcript of the gene CHST3, whose product is annotated as carbohydrate sulfotransferase 3. Gene Ontology annotation, cellular component: Golgi membrane. Gene Ontology annotation, molecular function: N-acetylglucosamine 6-O-sulfotransferase activity; chondroitin 6-sulfotransferase activity. The record is from RefSeq and is a predicted model, not a curated record. Gene Ontology annotation, biological process: carbohydrate metabolic process; N-acetylglucosamine metabolic process. NCBI's taxonomy places the organism in Eukaryota, Metazoa, Chordata, Mammalia, Primates, Cebidae.